Molecule: messenger RNA, 300 nt
Organism: Penicillium alfredii
Lineage: Eukaryota; Fungi; Ascomycota; Eurotiomycetes; Eurotiales; Aspergillaceae
Exons: 1
Coding region: 1-300 (99 amino acids)
Source: RefSeq, a predicted model, not a curated record
AUGAUCGUUCAAUUUGCUACAGUACAGCUAUGGUCUGCUAUUACCGGAACUCGCCCCGGUGUCUUGCUUCCACAAGACACCUCUUUACCCGACAACUCCUCCCUUGGCAAACGCAAACGAACCCACACGUUUGAAAGUGAUCUUCCGAAGUAUAUUUCGUCGAAAGACCUUCCGGAUUCCGUCUGCUAUCGUGAUAUUGAACUUUUUUACUUGAAAGAUCCUCAAAGCAAACGGGACGUUCUCUGUGCCAUCAUAGAGUUCCGCAAUCUCAAGGGUCGACCGGAAGGCGCCGAUGGGUAA